AUGGGGCUGGCUGCAGAGGACAGCGGAGGACAGCAGGGAGGAGCCGGGGCUUGUGGGAUCUUCUUGGGGCCUGACCUGUCCAGGGUGCCCAGCAGUGUGGGCAGGGCGUGGCGCCGUCCUCUGCGGCUGCUCCUGGGGCUGCCGGAGCCAAAGCCCGCCCGAGCCCAGCCCAGCUGGGAGCCCGCCAGCACCACGGCCGGCGCCCAGGAAGCCCGCGGGCCCCUGGACGGGGCCUUCUGGAUCCCGCGGCCCCCAGCCGGCUCCCCCCAGGGCUGCUUCGCCUGCGUGUCCAAGCCCCCCGCCCUGCAGGCGCCCACGGCCCCGGCCCCUGAGCCGGCGGCCUCGCCCCCCACGGCCCCCACGCUGUUCCCCAUGGAGUCCAAGAGCGGCAAGACCGACGGCGUGCGAGCGGCCGGCGCGCCCCAGGCCUGCAAGCACCUGGCGGAGAAGAAGGCCGUGCCGAACCCCGCCGCGGUGAUCGAGGUGUGCCCCGACACCAGCGAGGUGAACGACUACUACCUCUGGUCCAUCUUCAACUUCGUCUACCUCAACUUCUGCUGCCUGGGCUUCAUCGCCCUGGCCUACUCCCUCAAAGUGAGGCCCGCGGGCGCGCGGCGGGCGGGGCGGCCCUGUCCUGUGGGGGUCCAGACCGGGGCGCAGGGCGGAGCGGCCGGGGCCAGAGCCUGGGGGUCCCACCCGUGACAGGAGGGCGGGCUGGGGGGCCGCGGGAGCCCUCUCAGCCCAGCCCCCCAUGGGAGCCCCACAGGCACGCAGGUGGGGGGGGCUCUGGGCUGCUGCCCGGCCGCUGCUGCCCGCCCAGGGGAGCUCGGGGCAGUGCAGGGAGUGGGCCCUCGCCUGUGAUCGCAUCUCAGGGGGCGCAGCCUCCAAACGCCUCGGGCUGCGGGGGCAGGUCAGCGCCGGUGGGCAGGCCUGACCCCAGCCAGAGGAGGCGGACAAGGCCCUGGCUGUGGACGCCCAAGGGCAGGAGGCCCCUCCCGCGGCCUUUGAGGGCUCCGCUGGCUUCCAGAAAGCUGCGGGCCUCACCCUGGGGGUGCACCAGGCCAGGGGACCCUGACUGAUGGCCGCUGCCCCGAGGGGGUGUGGGGAGGGGCGUGGGCCGCAGGGAGCCGGUCUGCUUUGCCUCCGCACGCCAGGACACAUGCACACGGGCCGGGGCACCUGUGGGCACCUGUCCUGGCCGCCUGCUCCCCAUCCUGGCCACUGUCCCCAGCCCAGCGGAAGCUGGAUAGUGGCGGGGGCUUG
Condylura cristata (star-nosed mole) is the source of this 1263-nucleotide messenger RNA. RefSeq names its product interferon induced transmembrane protein 10 (gene IFITM10). Gene Ontology annotation, cellular component: plasma membrane. The record is from RefSeq and is a predicted model, not a curated record. Lineage: Eukaryota; Metazoa; Chordata; Mammalia; Eulipotyphla; Talpidae. The transcript has 2 exons. Bases 1 to 702 code for a protein of 233 amino acids.